GUCUAACCCUUUCCUGCUCCCCAGUUGUCCUUGUAGGGGCAGGAUAGGGUCCAUCCUCCUUCUCAUUCAUUUCAGAGGAGGAAGCUGAGAUCUGUUAGGGGAUGGGAUUUUCCCAGGGUGCCCUGUGAGUCACAUGCCAGCUGGGACAGGAGUCUAGGGCUCUGGUAUUUUCCAAGCUUUUAGCUAGAAAUGGACCUGCUGCUUCGAAGUGGUCUAGGCCAACUUUCUAAGUAAGAACUCCUGAAAAAAAACUUGGGUUCAGAAAGAGAAAAGAAAAAGGGCAAAUGUGCUCCAGGGGUUUGCAUUUUUAUACCCAGGCUAUUUUGCUCUGUCCCAGGUGAGGUCCUCUCUGGGGAUCACCCCAUUGGCUGAAGAUGAGACCAAUCCUCCUCCUGUGUUUUACCUUGCCUGGCCUCCUGUGUGCCCAGCAAGCCUGCUCCCGUGGGGCCUGCUAUCCACCUGUUGGGGACCUGCUCAUUGGGAGGACCCAGUUUCUUCGAGCUUCAUCUACCUGUGGACUGACCAAGCCUGAAACCUACUGCACUCAGUAUGGUGAGUGGCAGAUGAAAUGCUGCAAGUGUGAUUCUAGGCUGCCUCACAACUACAACAGUCACCGAGUGGAGAAUGUGGCUUCAUCCUCUGGCCCCACACGUUGGUGGCAGUCACAGAAUGAUGUGAGCCCCGUUUCUCUGCAGCUGGACCUGGACAGGAGAUUCCAGCUUCAAGACAUCAUGAUGGAGUUUAAGGGGCCCAUGCCCGCUGGCAUGCUGAUCGAGCGCUCCUCGGACUUCGGCAAGACAUGGCGGGUGUACCAGUACCUGGCUGCCGACUGCACCUCCACCUUCCCCAGGAUCCGCCAGGGCCAGCCUCAGAGCUGGCAAGAUGUUCGGUGCCAGACACUGCCCCAGAGGCCUAAUGGGCACCUAAAUGGAGGGAAGGUUCGACUUAAUCUUAUGGAGUUAGCAUCUGGAAUUCCUGCAACUCAAGGUCAAAAAAUUCAAGAGUUGGGGGAGAUCACGAACUUGAGAGUCAACUUCACCAGGCUGGCUCCUGUGCCCCAGAGGGGCUACCACCCCCCCAGUGCCUACUAUGCAGUGUCUCAGCUGCGUCUGCAGGGGAGCUGCUUUUGUCACGGCCAUGCUGACCGCUGUACCCCCAAGCCCGGAGGCCCUGGAGGCCCUUCCACCGCUGUGCAGGUCCAAGAUGUCUGCGUCUGUCAGCACAACACUGCUGGCCCCAACUGUGAACGCUGCGCACCCUUCUACAACAACCGGCCCUGGAGACCUGCAGAGGGCCAGGACCCCCAUGAAUGCCAAAGGUGCGACUGCAAUGGGCACUCGGAGACAUGUCACUUUGACCCAGCUGUGUUUGCCGCCAGCCAGGGGGCACAUGGAGGUGUGUGUGACAGCUGCCGGGACCACACCGAAGGCAAGAACUGUGAGCGGUGUCAGCUGCACUAUUUCCGGAACCGGCACCCAGGUGCUCCAAUUCAGGAGACCUGCAUACCCUGCGAGUGUGAUCCGGAUGGGGCAGUGCCAGGGGCUCCCUGCGACCCUGUGACUGGGCAGUGCGUGUGCAAGGAGCAUGUGCAAGGAGAGCGCUGUGACCUGUGCAAGCCCGGCUUCACUGGCCUCACCUACUCCAACCCGCAGGGCUGCCACCGCUGUGAUUGCAAUGCCCUGGGGGCCCGGCGGGACAUGCCGUGUGAUGAGGAGAGUGGGCGCUGCCUGUGUCUGCCCAACGUGGUGGGCCCCAAGUGUGACCAGUGUGCUCCCUACCAUUGGAAGCUGGCCAGUGGCCAGGGCUGUGAACCAUGCGCCUGUGACCUGUACAACUCCCUCAGCCCCCAGUGCAACCAGCUCACAGGGCAGUGCCCCUGUCGGGAAGGGUUUGAUGGCCUGACCUGCAAUGCUGCAGCUCUUCGCCAGUGUCCGGACCGGACCCAUGGAGACAUGGCUACGGGAUGCCGAGCCUGCGACUGUGACUUCCGGGGAACUGAGGGCCCGGGCUGUGACAAAGCCUCAGGCCGCUGCCUUUGCCGCCCUGGCCUGACUGGGCCCCGCUGUGACCAGUGCCGGCGAGGCUACUGUGACCGCUACCCAGUGUGCGUGGCCUGCCACCCUUGCUUCCAGACCUAUGAUGCAGACCUCCGGGAGAAUGCCGGGCGCCUCAGCAGCCUCCGCAACGCCACCGCCAGCCUGUUGUCAGGGCCAGGGCUAGAGGACCGUGGCCUGGCCUCUCGGAUCCUAGGCGCAAAGAGGAAGAUGGAGCAGAUCCAAGCAAUUCUCGGCAGCCCCUCGGUCACAGAGCAGGAGGUGGCCCAGGUGGCCAAUGCCAUCUUCUCCAUCAGGCGAAUGCUCCAGGGUCUGCAGCCAGACCUGCCCCUGGAGGAGGAGAUGUUGUCCCUCCCGGGAGACCUGGAAAGUCUGGACAGAAGCUUCAACCGCCUCCUCCUUAUGUAUCAGAGCAAGAGGGAGCAGUCUGAAAAAAUAAGCAGUGCUGAUCCUUCAGGAGCCUUCCGGAUGCUGACUGCAGCCCACAAGCGGUCAUCCCAGGCUGCUCAGCGGGUGUCCGACAGCUCCCGCUUGCUGCUCCAGCUCAGAGAUAGCCGGAGAGAGGCAGAGGGGCUGGGGCAGCAGGCCGGAGGAGGAGGAGGUGCCAGUAGCCCCCAGCUCACAGCCCUGCGACUGGAGAUGGCUUCCUUACCUGACCUGACACCCACCUUCAACAAGCUCUGUGGCAGCUCCAGGCAGAUGGCCUGCAUCCCAGGAGCAUGUCCUGGCGAGCUGUGCCCCCGAGACAAUGGCACGGUCUGUGGCUCCCACUGCAAGGGUAUCGCGGCUGGUGGGGCCUGGCGGAAGGCAGGCCAAGUGGCUCAGCAGCUGCGAGGCUUCAAUGCCCAGCUCCAGCAGACCAGAGAGAUGAUUAGGGCAGCCGAGAAAGCUGCCUCGCAGGUCCAAUCGGAUGCCCAGCGCCUGGAGACCCAGGUGAGCAAUAGCCGCUCCCAGAUGGAAGAAGACAUCAGACGCACGCGGCUCCUCAUCCAGCAGGUUCGGGAUUUCCUCACCGACCCCGACACAGAUGCAGCCACCAUCCAGGAGGUCAGCGAGGCCGUGCUGGCCCUGUGGCUGCCCACAGACUCGUCUAUAGUCCUGCAGAAGAUGGAUGAGAUCCAGGCCAUUGCAGCCAGGCUCCCCAAUGUGGAUCUAGUUCUGUCCCAGACCAAGCAGGACAUUGCACGGGCCCGCAGGCUCCAGGCUGAGGCUGAGCAGGCCAGAAGCCGAGCCCAUGCGGUAGAGGGCCAGGUAGAAGAUGUGGUGGGGAACUUACGGCAAGGCACGGUGGCACUGCAGGAAGCUCAGGACACCAUGCAAGGCACCAGCCGCUCCCUCCGGCUUAUCCAGGACAGGGUUGCUGAGGUUCAGCAGGUACUGGGGCCAGCGGAAAGGCUGGUGAUGGGCAUGACGGAACAACUGGAUGACUUCUGGGCACGGAUGGAGGAGCUCCGCCGCCAGGCUCAGCAGCAGCGGGCACAGGCAAUCCGGGCUCAGCAGCUCGCAGAAGGCGCCAGCGAGCAGGCACUGAGUGCCCAGGAGGGAUUUGAGAGAAUGAAGCAAAAGUAUGCUGAGUUGAAGGACCGGUUGGGUCGGAGUCCCAUGCUGGGUGAACAGGGCAGCCGGAUCCUAAGUGUCAAGACAGAGGCAGAGGAGCUGUUUGGAGAGACCAUGGAGAUGAUGGACAGGAUGAAAGAUAUGGAAUCAGAGUUGCUCCAGGGCAGCCAGGCCAUCAUGCUGCGCUCAGCGGACCUGACAGGGCUGGAGAAGCGCGUGGAACAGAUCAGAGAUCACAUCAAUGGACGCGUGCUCUACUAUGCCACCUGCAAGUGAUACUCCAGGUCCCAACUCCAGCCUCACUCAUGUGCCCCCUCUGCCUUUUGGUGGGAAGGUCGCAGAUUGAGCUGGAAUGUUUUCCAGCUCCAGGAGACUUUGAUGGGGCCUAAGGCACAGCCUGGACCACCCAUGGUGUGCAGCUAUUAAGAUUACCCUGGGCUGCUGCUGAGUCUGAGCUGAUAAAACAGCUGUGUUUGAGGGACAGAGAUGGUGGAGGCUGGAACAGCAUCAUGACUAGGAGCUCUCAAGCCAAGGGAGCUGAGCUGGGCAGUGUCCUUGCCUUUUGCUCUCUGUUGUAGCUGAAUCCUGGACCAACACAAAAACUUAAAAAAUGAUGUACAAAUGAGAAGUCCAAUAAAAUUUUUUGGAAAGGAGCGUGGAGGUUCAAAAACAGAAAA
Molecule: messenger RNA, 4288 nt
Organism: Carlito syrichta (Philippine tarsier)
Lineage: Eukaryota; Metazoa; Chordata; Mammalia; Primates; Tarsiidae
Gene: LAMB3
Product: laminin subunit beta 3
Exons: 22
Coding region: 375-3887 (1170 amino acids)
Biological process (GO): axon guidance
Cellular component (GO): basement membrane
Source: RefSeq, a predicted model, not a curated record